AUGAAUAACAAAUGUGCCGCUACUGGAGCUAAAUGUCGCGCUCGCGCAGAAGCAUCAAGGAUAGGAGCUCAGAUAGGAGCACAAGGUCAAGGACUUGACUUUUCUGAGCGAAAAGGUGCCACCGAAAUGGAAGCAAAACAAUUUUUAACCUCUACCACUGCCUGGCAAAAUUUGCAGGAUUAUUAUAAUAAAAAUGGGAAAGGUCUUGUUAUAAAAGAAUUAUUCGCUCAAGAUCCGAACAGGUUUGAUAAGUACAGUUUAAAAUUAUCUACUCCCAAUGAUGGUGAUAUCCUUAUUGAUUUCUCCAAAAACAGAAUCAAUGAUCAGGUAUUCAAACUCUUACUGGACCUGGCCAGAGAAAGAAAGGUUGAAGAGGCAAGAGAUAUCAUGUUUAAUGGUGGUAAGAUAAACUUCACUGAAAAUCGUGCUGUUUUGCACAUAGCCCUCAGAAAUCGAUCUAAUAGACCCAUAAUGGUUGAUGGAAAGGAUGUAAUGCCUGAUGUAAAUGGAGUUCUAGAGCAUAUGAAACAGUUCACUAAUUCUAUCCUCAGUGGAGAGUGGAAAGGAUAUACAGGAAAGCAAAUCACAGAUGUUGUCAAUAUUGGAAUAGGAGGUUCAGAUCUGGGCCCACUGAUGGUCACUGAGGCUCUUAAACCAUUCAACAAAGGUUUAAAUUUACAUUUUGUUUCUAACAUUGAUGGUACCCAUAUGGCUGAAGUACUGAAGAAAGUAAAUCCUGAAACUGUCCUGUUUAUUAUUGCUUCAAAGACAUUCACCACACAAGAAACAUGCACAAAUGCUAAAUCUGCCAAAGACUGGUUUUUGGCAACUUCCAAUGAUCCUAGUUCUGUAGCCAAACACUUUGUAGCUUUGAGUACAAAUGCUGCAAAAGUUUCUGAAUUUGGAAUAGAUACUGCCAAUAUGUUUGGAUUCUGGGAUUGGGUUGGAGGAAGGUAUUCACUGUGGUCUGCCAUUGGUUUGAGUAUAUCUUUGUCAAUUGGAUUUGAAAACUUCACCCAACUUCUUGAUGGAGCUUUCUUCCUUGAUCAGCAUUUCCAAACUGCACCCUUGGAAAAAAAUGUUCCAGUUAUUAUGGCUCUACUAGGAGUUUGGUAUGAUAACUUUUAUGGUGCUGAAACACAUGCUCUUCUUCCAUAUGACCAAUACCUCCACAGAUUUGCUGCAUAUUUUCAGCAGGGUGAUAUGGAGAGCAAUGGAAAAUAUGUCACCAGGAGUGGAAAAUUGGUGGACUACAGCACGGGCCCCAUCGUGUGGGGCGAGCCGGGCACCAACGGCCAGCACGCCUUCUACCAGCUCAUCCACCAGGGGACGCGCCUCAUCCCCGCCGACUUCAUCGCGCCCGCGCAGUCGCACAACCCGAUCGGCGGGGGCGCGCACCACCGCAUCCUGCUGGCGAACUUCCUGGCGCAGACGGAGGCGCUGAUGGCGGGCAAGGCGGAGGCGCAGGCGCGCGACGAGUUGGAAAGGGCGGGCACGGGGGCGGACGAGGUGGGGCGGAUCCUGCCGCACAAGGUGUUCGAGGGCAACAGGCCGACGAACAGUAUCGUGGUGAGGCGGGUGACGCCGUUCACGUUGGGGGUUCUCAUAGCUUUAUAUGAGCAGAAGAUCUUCACUCAGGGAAUCAUUUGGGAUAUCAACUCCUUUGAUCAAUGGGGGGUAGAACUGGGAAAGCAGUUGGCCAAAGCUAUUGAGCCGGAACUUCAAGACAAUAAUCCUGUUUCAUCUCAUGAUGGUUCCACCAAUGGACUCAUCAACUUCAUAAAAUCUAGUCGAUCUUAGAGUGAAAGUGUAUGUUUUAUAAUGCUCUGUUGAAAAGAUAUAUUGUUUAAUAUUUAUUUCCUGUUUUUAUCUAUGAAUCUAUAUAUACAUUCAAAUAUUGUAAUUGGGUAGGAGGAAUACAAAAUUUUAAAUAAAAACAAAAAUCUGG
Molecule: messenger RNA, 1948 nt
Organism: Phaedon cochleariae (mustard beetle)
Lineage: Eukaryota; Metazoa; Arthropoda; Insecta; Coleoptera; Chrysomelidae
Source: the annotation of a GenBank genome assembly